AUGUCUGAGGAAAACUCUUGGCGGACGAGUCUGCCUUCUUCGUCGACUGGUACAGGUGAUCAAACGGUCGUUCGACCGGAUUCCCUGACAAUUGGCUCCACUGCUAUCUCUAUGGAUAUUUUGACACCUCAGCUUCUUCAAUUUAUUCAAAGCUGUCAAAAUACUGCUGGUUCUGCAACCUCCACACCCGAUAACAAGGUUCUUGAUCCGACUGCGAUGUCUAAUUCUGUUCAGCAACAGAUAUCGGAGAGUGAAAUCUUUAUUAUUAUAUCUUGCCUCCAGCCACAUAAGGUUUUUCAUGUGGACUUGGAAAGUUUUUUCCUUGAGACUGCUUUCAAAACAGAUGGAGCUGCUAUUAUCCUUCAAUCUACCUAA
Messenger RNA from Rodentolepis nana, 375 nucleotides. The record is from the annotation of a GenBank genome assembly. Lineage: Eukaryota; Metazoa; Platyhelminthes; Cestoda; Cyclophyllidea; Hymenolepididae.